Molecule: messenger RNA, 3699 nt
Organism: Cinclus cinclus
Lineage: Eukaryota; Metazoa; Chordata; Aves; Passeriformes; Cinclidae
Product: histone-lysine N-methyltransferase SETD1A-like
Cellular component (GO): Set1C/COMPASS complex
Molecular function (GO): protein binding; histone H3K4 methyltransferase activity
Source: RefSeq, a predicted model, not a curated record
GUCUCCUCGGGGGAGGACAUGGAAAUCUCCUCCGACGACGCCGAUCCCCUCAUGGCCGUCACCCUCCCCCCCCCGCGCCCCCUCCCCGAUUUCGGGGGGUCCCCCCCGGCCCUUUACGACCUUUUGGGGCGCCUGGGGGUGGGGGGGGCCGGCUCUCGCUGGGCGGGGGGGGGGGUCCCGGCCUCUUUCCAGCUGCAGACUCAGCUCCUGAGCCGCCUCCGCGCCUCGGGGGGCUCCAAAUCCCCUUUUGGGGUGCCCCCCUACGCCCCCCACCCUCCUCGCUUCACCCCUCCCCCUCCCCAUUUCCCGCCCUUCUCCCCCCAAUUCGUGGAGGAGCGACCCCCCCGGCACCGAGCCCGCCCCCCCCCGCCCCCCCCGCCGCCCCCCCCGGAGCCCCCCGGGGUUUUUGGGGGGGGUCCCGUGGAGGGGGUGCUGGCGGCGCUGGUGCAGGAGAUGAAGGCGACGAUGCAGCGGGAUUUGAACAGGAAGAUGGUGGAGAACGUGGCGUUCCGGGCCUUCGACGCCUGGUGGGAGCGCAAGGAGGAGCAGGUCAAGCCAUUCCAGUCGGGGCGGGGCCGGGACGAGGCCCCCGAGCGGGCGAGGCCGAAGGAGCCGCCCCCCGCCCUCCUCUCCCUCGUGGACUGGGCCCGGGGCGGGGGCUCGGGGCUUCGGGGGGCCCUCAGGCUCCCCUCCUUCAAGGUGAAGCGGAAAGAACCCUCAGAGCUCGGUGAGGGGGGGGAGGAGAAACGACCCCGGCCCCCCACCCCCCCGGAGGAGGAUGAGGAUGGACCCCCUAAAUUCCCCUUGAGCCCCCCCCGUGCCGAGGCCGCCGGGAAGCGCCGGAAGCUUUUCCGGCUGGACAGCGAGGGGGAGGAAGCGUCCGAGGAAUCCUCCUCGGCCAAGGAGGAGGAGGAGGAGGAGGAGAACGAGGCCGAAGCAGCGCAGAGGAGGAGGAGGAGGAGGGGGAAGGGGGAGCAGCCCCUCCCCCAGAGCCGCAGGGACAGCGAGAGACGGGGCGGACCCCCCCGGCAGGGACAGGAGGAGGAGGAGGAGGAGGAAGAGGAAGAGGAUGAGGCCGAAGCUGCCAGCGAAGGCUCCUCCAAGUUCUCGCUGUACGAGGAGGGCGGGGGGGGCAGCACCUCCAGCAGCUCCUCCUCACGCCCCCCAUCCUCCUCCUCCUCAUCAUCAUCUUCCUCCUCAUCUUCCUCCUCUUCCUCCUCCUCUUCCUCUGAGGACGAGCCCGAGGAGCCCCCCCGGCCCCCCUCGCCCAAACCAGCCCCUCCCCCCCCACCACGCCCCUCCUCCCCCAUCCCGCUGCUGCCCCCCCCCAAAAAACGCCGCAAGACCGAGGAGCCCUGCCCGGCCCCUCCCCCCCCGCCGACCUCCCCUCCCCCUCCCCCGCCUCUCCCCGCCCCCCCCCGCCAAACCCCCCCCUCCCCCGGUGCCCCCCCCCCCGCCGCAGAGACCCCCCCAGGCCGCCCCCGCCGCCCCCCCCCAGGCCGGUGUCCAACCUCCCGGCCGACCACGCCUCGCUGGUCAAGAGCUGGGGGGGCGGCGGCGACGAUUUCGGGGGAGCCCCCGGGGGUCCCCCCCGCCGCCCCCCGCCCCGCCGCCCUCCCCCCCGCGCCCCCGCCGAGCACCUGGGGGCCACCUCGCUGCUGGAGCUGGCCCGGGGAGCGCAGAGCGGCGCCCAGAGGUGUCCCCGGAGCGGGGGGGACCUGGCGGUGCUGGCGGCCAUCGCCCUCACCCGCGGCAGCGACGCCGACGACGACUCCGAGGGCGACGCCGACGACGCCGCCCCCGCCUCGCCCCCCCGGGACCCCCCGUUUCUGCUGGAGCACAACUACGCCGUGCCGGCGCGGGCGGGGCCCCCCAAAACUCCGCCGGCCGCGCCCGCCGGCCCCGGCCCGUGCCUGGAGGCCUCCGCCGCGGAGGUGCUGGAAGCCCGAGGAGGUGGUGGCCGAGCCGACCCCGCCCGGGAUCACCGACGGGGACGCGGGGGUCGCCGCGGCCCCGCCCGCGCGGCGUAAACGGCACCGGCCGCCCCCGCCGUCGUCCUCGAGCGACGACGACGACGACGACAGCGACGGCAGCGGCGGCGGCGGCAGCAGCAGCGAAGGCUCCGGCGGCGCCCGGCGCUGGCUGCGCCCUCGCGGCGUCCCCCCGGCGUCGCCGCCCGCCGCGUUCGCGCCGCGCAGCGAGUUCGAGCAGAUGACGAUCCUGUACGACAUCUGGAGCGCCGGGCUGGACGCCGAGGACGCGCGGUUCCUGCGAGUCACCUACGAGCGGCUGCUGCAGCAGGACGGGGCCGCGCACUGGCUGAACGACACGCACUGGGUGCACCACACCGUGACGAGGACGAGCAGCCCGCGGCGCCGGCGCCGGUGGCCGGAGUGCCGGGAGCACCGGACGGGCAGCGCCCGCAGCGAGGGCUAUUACCCCAUCAGCCGGCGCGAGAAGGCGCGGUACCUGCGGCCCUGCCCCGCCCCCCGCCCCGACCCCGACGCUCCCGACACCCAGGGUCCCAACCGGGUGCUGUCGGAGCGACGCUCGGAGCAGCGGCGCCUGCUCAGCGCCAUCGGCUCGGCCGCGCUGCCGGAUAGCGACCUGCUCAAGCUCAACCAGCUCAAGUUCCGGAAGAAGCGGCUCCGGUUCGGCCGCAGCCGGAUUCACGAGUGGGGCCUGUUCGCCAUGGAGCCCAUCGCGGCCGAUGAGAUGGUCAUCGAGUACGUGGGGCAGAACAUCCGCCAGGUGGUGGCCGACAUGCGGGAGAAGCGCUACGCCCAGGAGGGCAUCGGCAGCAGUUACCUGUUCCGCGUGGACCACGACACCAUCAUCGACGCCACGAAGUGCGGCAACCUGGCCCGCUUCAUCAACCACUGCUGCACGCCCAACUGCUACGCCAAGGUCAUCACCAUCGAGGCGCAGAAGAAAAUCGUCAUCUACUCGAAGCAGGCGAUCGGUGUCAACGAAGAGAUCACCUACGACUACAAAUUCCCCAUCGAGGACACCAAGAUCCCCUGCCUGUGCCGCACCGAGAGCUGCCGCGGCACCCUCAAUUAGCCACGCUGGCCAGCUGCCGGGGCCGGGCCGUGCCGGGAAGGGGAGCUCGGGGCGGCCACGCUCGGGUUUCGGUCGCUUGAGGUUGAUUUUGGACAUCCUCAGUUUGAGUUUUGGCCGCGGGGUUGGUGUUUACCUGCCACAGUUGGCGUUAGGGGGCCGCCGGCGUCUUGAGGACGUGCCGGGGUCGGCGUUCGGCCGCCGAGGCUUCGUGUUUGGCCACCGGGGUCGACCUGGGGACCGCCUGGGACACGAGGAUGGCCGGAGUCGGCCUCCGGCCGCCGUGCCCGAUGCGCGGCCGUCGCUGCUGACGUGACAAGGCCGAGGGCGGCCGGACAGGUCCCCGUGGCCGACCUUCGGCCACGGCCGUUGACCGCGGGUGCCGCCGUCACCGGCGCCGUGCCUGGGACGUUGCCGCCCCUCCCCCCGCCUCGUGGUGCCCGCGGUGACGUCACCGUGACAUCACCGUGACGUCACCGCUCCCCUCCCCCCCCUUGAAAAACGCUCUUUUACCCUGUUUUUUUGUUUUUUUUUUUUUUUUUUUGGUUGGUGGUUUUUUUUUUUUUGUUUUUUUUUUGUUUUUUGGUUUUUUUUGGCUGUUUCUUGUAGAAACUUGGGGCGUGUCCGUGGUGGGGAGGU